UCAUGGAUGUGAGUUGACUGUGAGUUGACUUGUGUUGUGCUUAAUUUGCGUACGCAACGCGAAAACCCAAGUAUGCAACUAGAAACAGCCGCAUAGUAUUCCAAUUAAUAUACGCUUGGCUAAAAAUCGCGUGUUCCGUUUGUAAGUUGCGGCAACAGGAUUGCAAAUGUCAAUAUGUCAGGAUCUCGGCCUUAACUUCCAACAGAGAAUGGGCGCAAAUAUAUCACAAUUAGAGAGAGAUAUUGGCUCCGAGCAGUUUCCACCGAACGAACAUUAUUUUGGUUUAGUUAAUUUUGGCAACACCUGCUACAGUAAUUCAGUGCUUCAAGCUUUGUAUUUCUGCCGCCCAUUUAGAGAGAAAGUCCUCGAAUAUAAGGCAAAGAAUAAGAGGACCAAGGAAACACUACUAACAUGCCUUGCAGACUUAUUUUAUAGUAUAGCCACUCAAAAGAAGAAAGUGGGAUCCAUAGCACCUAAGAAAUUUAUUGCUAGAUUGAGGAAAGAAAAAGAGGAAUUUGAUAACUACAUGCAACAAGAUGCACACGAGUUUCUCAAUUUUCUUAUAAACCAUAUUAAUGAAAUAAUUUUAGCUGAGAGAAACCAGAGCACUCUAAAGCUACAAAAGACAGAUGGUAACAAAGAGGGUGUGACAUGCAAUGGCACAUUACCUCAGAGCCAGAAUACAGAUCCCACAUGGGUACAUGAGAUCUUCCAGGGUACACUUACCAGUGAGACCCGGUGUCUGAACUGUGAGACUGUCAGCAGUAAGGAUGAACACUUUUUUGACUUGCAAGUGGACGUAGACCAGAACACGAGUAUAACCCACUGUCUGAAAUGCUUCAGCGAUACCGAAACUCUCUGUAAUGACAACAAGUUCAAAUGCGAUAACUGCAGUAGCUACCAGGAGGCCCAGAAACGUAUGCGAGUUAAAAAGCUGCCCCUCAUACUGGCGUUACAUCUGAAGAGGUUCAAAUACAUGGAACAGUAUAAUAGGCAUAUUAAGGUGUCACAUCGAGUUGUUUUCCCAUUGGAACUGCGACUGUUCAAUACGAUCAAUGUUCCGCAGUCGGACGACGCGGUCAACCCUGACCGCCUGUACGACCUGGUGGCAGUGGUGGUGCACUGCGGCUCCGGGCCCAACCGGGGGCACUACAUCAGCAUCGUCAAGAGCCACGGCUUCUGGCUGCUCUUCGACGACGACAUGGUAGACAAAAUUGAUGCAUCUGCUAUAGAAGACUUCUACGGUCUAACAUCUGAUAUACAGAAAUCAUCUGAGACAGGAUAUAUACUAUUUUAUCAAUCCAGAGAUGCUAGUUGUUAAGUUUCACUAAACAUAGUAAUUUAUAUAUUUAACGUAUAUGCCAUAUUGUUAAAGUUGGAAAGGCAUAUGUUAUUGAGAUUUGUUUGGUUUCGAUCACUGAAUCGAAUGAACUAUUAUUAUUCAUCUUAUUAGAUUUCGUUCAUUUGUAAAUAUUUUUCAUAAUAAAUUAAAAAAUUGUGAUCUUC
Molecule: messenger RNA, 1506 nt
Organism: Pararge aegeria (speckled wood butterfly)
Lineage: Eukaryota; Metazoa; Arthropoda; Insecta; Lepidoptera; Nymphalidae
Gene: Usp12-46
Product: ubiquitin carboxyl-terminal hydrolase 46
Exons: 8
Coding region: 167-1321 (384 amino acids)
Biological process (GO): protein deubiquitination
Cellular component (GO): nucleus; cytosol
Molecular function (GO): cysteine-type deubiquitinase activity; cysteine-type endopeptidase activity
Source: RefSeq, a predicted model, not a curated record